UUCAGUAACGGCACGGCCGGGAAGAUGAACGGCGCGUUGGAGCAUUCGGACCAGCCCGACCCAGACGCCAUCAAGAUGUUCGUGGGUCAGAUCCCUCGCUCCUGGUCAGAGAAGGAGCUGAAGGAGCUGUUUGAGCCCUACGGGGCCGUCUAUCAGAUCAACAUCCUCCGAGACCGCAGCCAGAACCCUCCACAGAGCAAAGGGUGCUGUUUUGUCACGUUUUACACACGGAAAGCUGCCCUUGAAGCCCAGAAUGCACUGCAUAACAUAAAGACCUUAACAGGGAUGCACCAUCCCAUUCAGAUGAAGCCUGCAGACAGUGAGAAAUCAAACGCGGUGGAGGACAGGAAGCUGUUCAUCGGCAUGGUGUCGAAGAAGUGCAAUGAGAACGACAUCCGAGUCAUGUUCUCUGCGUUCGGACAAAUCGAGGAGUGCCGGAUCCUGCGAGGGCCCGACGGACUCAGCAGAGGAUGUGCGUUUAUCACGUUUUCUACCAGGGCUAUGGCACAGAAUGCAAUCAAAGCCAUGCACCAGUCUCAGACUAUGGAGGGCUGCUCGUCUCCCAUUGUGGUGAAGUUUGCUGACACGCAGAAGGACAAGGAGCAGCGGCGCCUGCAGCAGCAGCUAGCUCAGCAGAUGCAGCAGCUCAACAACGCCACCACCUGGGGGAGUCUGACAGGGCUGGGCGGCCUCACCCCGCAGUAUCUGGCUUUGCUUCAGCAGGCCACCUCCUCCAGUAACCUUGGAGCCUUCAGUGGGAUCCAACAGAUGGCAGGUAUGAGUGCUCUGCAGUUGCAGAACCUGGCCGCUUUAGCAGCGGCAGCAGCGGCGGCCCAAAACUCAGCCAGCCCCAACGCAAACCCCCUGUCCUCCAACGCGGCCUCCCUCGGAGCGCUGGCCAGCCCAGUUGCGGGCAACACAGCCAACUCCUCGGGCAUGAACUCUCUGACCUCUCUGGGCACUCUGCAGGGCCUGGCUGGCGCCACCAUGGGUCUGAACAACAUUAAUGCACUAGCAGGUAGCGUCAACAUUGCACAAAUGCUCUCAGGUAUGGCGGCCCUGAACGGAGGCCUGGGCGGCGUGGGGCUGACCAACGGCACGGCGGGCACCAUGGACGCGCUCACACAGGCCUACUCAGGGAUCCAGCAGUAUGCAGCCGCAGCCCUGCCCACCCUCUACAGCCAGUCCCUGCUGCAGCAGCAAGGUGCCGCCGGCAGCCAGAAAGAGGGGCCUGAAGGUGCCAACCUGUUCAUCUACCACCUGCCCCAGGAGUUUGGGGACCAGGACAUCCUGCAGAUGUUCAUGCCUUUUGGAAACGUGGUCUCUGCCAAAGUCUUCAUUGACAAACAGACAAACCUGAGCAAGUGCUUCGGGUUCGUCAGCUAUGACAAUCCCGUGUCGGCGCAGGCAGCCAUCCAGGCCAUGAACGGCUUCCAGAUCGGCAUGAAGAGGCUGAAGGUGCAGCUCAAACGCUCCAAGAACGACAGCAAACCCUACUGA
Salvelinus namaycush (lake trout) is the source of this 1500-nucleotide messenger RNA. Its product is annotated as CUGBP Elav-like family member 2. NCBI's taxonomy places the organism in Eukaryota, Metazoa, Chordata, Actinopteri, Salmoniformes, Salmonidae. Gene Ontology annotation, molecular function: mRNA 3'-UTR binding. Gene Ontology annotation, cellular component: ribonucleoprotein complex; nucleus; cytoplasm. Gene Ontology annotation, biological process: regulation of alternative mRNA splicing, via spliceosome; mRNA splice site recognition. The transcript is spliced from 13 exons. The record is from RefSeq and is a predicted model, not a curated record. Bases 25 to 1500 code for a protein of 491 amino acids.